Molecule: messenger RNA, 1564 nt
Organism: Baudoinia panamericana UAMH 10762
Lineage: Eukaryota; Fungi; Ascomycota; Dothideomycetes; Mycosphaerellales; Teratosphaeriaceae
Exons: 2
Coding region: 1-1275 (424 amino acids)
Source: RefSeq, a predicted model, not a curated record
AUGGUGUCGCCUCCGGUGGCCGGUCGCUACGCUCUGUACAAGGAGGGAACAGUCCGCAUUGUCUGCUGGCUUAAGACCGAGGCCUCUCACAUCAGUGAAGCGGUGGUCAAUGGCCUGUUUGAAGGUAAAUCGUGCGCAAGAGAUCUCAUCGUGCUUGCCACUGCCGUCUCCUGUGCUCAGACUGUUAUCGACAUUCCGGGCAGGAGAGUGGAGCUACUGGAUGAGUUUGUCGAAGCCCGGGCGGAGUUUGCAACGUGGUGGUCUACGCAGCCCGCUGAUUCAUCUGUCAAGGCCGACAAUCUGACCCAUCAGCACUUCAUCAAGAUUCUAGGAGAGGUUCGCAAGUUCCUACUACAUGCGAGGACGCGGCAAAGGGGUACAAUGAUGGCACGACACCAAGAUGAUGUAGCGACAGCUCAUCGCACCCAGACUGUAGAUCCACUGCAACGGAUUGAUAACAAUGGCAUCGGCCAAAUCCACGGUAUCUUCUUUCAUCUUGAGCUUAACGAGCCGUCCCAGAACCCGUUAGGCAGCGAGCCUCAGCGAUACAUUUCCUCCACCAAGGAUACCAACAACCUCGGAAUGGAUGCACGGACCGAGAAGGCGUUGCACUGUGGUGCUUCUUACAUGACUGCGGCGAUCCUGAGUGUCCUUGCAGCGAGCAUGACAACAGAGGUUGCUUUCGGAAUGAUGCGCCGAGCUGACAACGAGCUGGCUACUGUGUAUCCCGACUUCAGGAAUGCUGACCUUGUCGUUGACUAUCUCGGCUACCGACUGGACUGUCGUGGCCCGGCGCCAGCACUCAUUUCGCGCAAGCUUGCGCGUCGUGCGUUUGAAACCUCGUUGUGUAAGGAGCUACUGUUUCCUGGGGCACAGUUCAUACUUUGGUGCCACCUACAGGAGUGUAAGUUCUCGGCAGACAAACCGGCUUAUUUCGAAGCGUCUCAGAAAUCUGGUGACGCCGCGAUAUCCACUUCAACACUUGCCGCAACCGUGUCUACAGGGCGUACGAAGAAGGUCAACAGCGCGUCCCACACUAUGCAUCCUCUAGUGCGCGUGGAAGGCUUCGUGAAGUACGAUGCACUGCGUUACUGCGUGUUUCCCCUGUGGGCGGAACGCUUCAGAUACCUCAUUCUCGAACUGAUGCAGUUCAUCGAUGCCUUGGGGCCGAAGCCAAGCUCCAAGGGUGAUGGCAUGUUCUGGAUCCACGGAUCUGACGAGUUCUCGGUUGGCUUGCGUGACCUGAAGGACAGUUCAGAAAGAGAAAGUGGUUGACCGUCGCGUGUCAAAAUCUGAUGGACAACUUUGUAAUCACCUUGCAGCAGCCCUGUCUUCAUUCGUCCGAGCUGAAGAAAAGCAUGUCGCAUUGCGAUUUGAAUUGUUGGCAACAUCGAGAGGCUUCUAGAUGGUGGUGAGGCCAAGAAAGUUAGGCAGAGUAGGAAUGAGGUAGCAGACGAUGUCCAUCGUUUCGCUAAUGCAAUGGAACUGCCCGAGGAGACCCAGUCAGGCUACAGCAUAGGCUCGACUAUCGACUACCGGAAUGGGAAGGUACAAAAGGCAGCGA